Lactuca virosa is the source of this 651-nucleotide messenger RNA. Lineage: Eukaryota; Viridiplantae; Streptophyta; Magnoliopsida; Asterales; Asteraceae. The record is from the annotation of a GenBank genome assembly.
AUGUGUUCCAUCGAUGUUGCUGCUUCUUCUGUUUCCAGUAAGUACUCUGCUACAGACGUUCUGAAGAAUCGAGUAGGAGUUUACAUGGAGACGACAAAGAAGUUUUUAGGGUUGACAUGUCAGAAAAUUUUGAAAGUGGGUCGAGAUGAUCCACGAAGGGCAAUUCAUUCAGUAAAAGUUGGAUUAUCACUCACUUUGGUUUCUUUGCUAUAUCUUUUAGAGCCUUUGUUCAAUGGGAUCGGGCAGAACGCCAUUUGGGCUGUCAUGACUGUUGUGGUUGUGCUUGAGUUCACUGCAGGAUUGAAUAGAGGUCUUGGAACACUGUUGGCAGGAUCAUUGGCUUUCUUAUUCGAGUAUAUCGCUAGAGAAACUGGGAAGGUUUUUUGUGCCAUUUUCAUAGGAGCUUUGGUCUUUUUGAUAGGAGCUAUGAGUACGUAUUUGAGGUUUUUUCCAACAGUAAAAAAAAAUUAUGACUACGGUGUCAUUAUAUUCCUCUUGACAUUUAAUUUAAUUACUAUUUCAAGUUAUCGUGUUGAAGACGUGCUAAAGAUAGCUCGUGAGCGACUCUACACCAUGGCUAUUGGAUCUGGGGUUUGCAUUGUCAUGAGCCUUUUUUAUCUUCCCGAACUGGUCAGGAGAAAAUCUUCAUAA